Molecule: messenger RNA, 840 nt
Organism: Pogonomyrmex barbatus (red harvester ant)
Lineage: Eukaryota; Metazoa; Arthropoda; Insecta; Hymenoptera; Formicidae
Product: ornithine decarboxylase-like
Cellular component (GO): cytoplasm
Molecular function (GO): ornithine decarboxylase activity
Source: RefSeq, a predicted model, not a curated record
GUUGUUUAUAUUAAAGAUUCCAAAAAUCUUGUACGUUUCAACAUGGCACAAUUUACUUUUGAUGAAAUAAAAGUCUUUGACGAUUCAUUAGAUAAUAUGGACAUUAUUAGAACUCUGACGGAAUACCGAGAAGCAGCUUUUUAUGUUGCAGAUAUUGGUACUCUCAUAAAAAAACAUCAGGAAUGGAUCACCAAAUUACCGAGAAUUAUUCCACACUAUGCAAUUAAAGUUAAUCCGGAUCCAACGGUAGUUAAAGUACUUGUAGCUUUGAAUGCCUGUUUUGAUUGUGCAUCUAUGGAAGAAAUUAAAAUGGUAAUGCAGCAUGGAGUACACGGCGAUAGGAUUAUUUUCGCGCAUCCAGCCAAGUAUCCGUCUCAUAUAAAAUACGCGAAAAAAAUGGGCGUCAAGCAGAUGACGGUCGACGGAGAAGACGAGUUAUUCAAGAUCAAGGAACUCUUUCCUGAAGCUAAAAUUGUUAUACGUAUACGUUGCGAUGCGAAGAAGGCGCAUGUAGUAUUGGGGUUGAAAUUCGGCUCCGAACCGGAUGAGGAAACCGUGCGCUUGAUACAGCUCACGAAAGAUCUCGGUCUGAAUUUAUACGGCUUCAGCUUUCAUGUCGGUAGCCCGUGCGAAGAGUUCGAGGCUUACGCCAGAGGGAUCGCAUUGUGCAAACAAUUAGUUGCUAUCUCCAAGACAAUCGGGUGCGACAACGUGCAGUUGAUCGACAUCGGCGGUGGAUUUCCGGGCGAGAGCGGAACGGACGUUGACAAGGUAUAUGAGAUUUACUCUCCGAUAAUCGCCUUCCAUUCAUCGGAACGUUGGACAUUAAAAUGUUAGAUA